Molecule: messenger RNA, 8535 nt
Organism: Gymnogyps californianus (California condor)
Lineage: Eukaryota; Metazoa; Chordata; Aves; Accipitriformes; Cathartidae
Gene: KNL1
Product: kinetochore scaffold 1
Exons: 26
Biological process (GO): cell division; protein localization to kinetochore; attachment of spindle microtubules to kinetochore
Cellular component (GO): nucleus
Source: RefSeq, a predicted model, not a curated record
AUGAGGCCGCCAUCUUGUACGGAGCGCUGGGGGACGCCAUGCUGUACGGCGGCGGCCGCCGUUAGAGCGCCACUCUGCUGUCGUCACGACGGCGAUUUGGCGCGGGGGCGCAGGCGCGCCAGGCGGCGGUUAGAUUUGAAUGGCGAAGCGGCGGCGGCGGCCCGGCUUUAUGGGAGCUGAGGGACCGGGGGGCAGCGGCGGAGGGGAGGCGGAGCGGGGAUACUGUAUUUUAUAGGAAAAGCACAUCCUUCAGAAAUGGACAAGAUUUAUGCAGACCCCAACAUGGAAAAUGAUAAUACAGAGCACAUCAGAGGGAAGCGACUGUCCUCUAUUUUAAAGGCUCCACGAAAUCCUCUUGAUGAUCUGGGAAAUGGGAAUGAAUUGACGCAGGAUAUCAAUAUAGAAAAACGUAGGAAAAACUCUCGCCGUGUCAGCUUUGCGAACACCAUAAACUGCAGAGUCUUCCAGCGAGAUCUUAAGAAUAACACGGCAGAAAGUACAGAGUGUACAGCAGAUACAAGGAAUGAUGUCCUGCUUAAUCAAAAUGAAGAACCUGAAGCUGUUCCCUGUGAGAUCACUGGGAUGAACACUUUGCUUCAUGCCCCUAUCCAGGCAUUGGUGCAGCAGACUGAGUGGCAUGAUGCAGACAACGCCAUUCAAAGAACAAAUAGGCAUGACACCACCCUCAUCUUUUCAGAUGAAAAUGAAAUGGAUAUGACAGCUAGUCACACUGCAGUGAUUACACGUAAUAUGAAAAACAAUCAAGCUGACAAAACUGAGAAAAUAGAUAUCACGUCGUUUCUGGCUGGGUUAAACUCUAACAAUGGAAAGGCAGAAAUGAGCAAAGAAUUUCAUUUUUUCUCUGACCCUACAAACCAUUCGUGCCCAUCUUUUGAACAGAAGGAAGAUGCUACUACUGUAAAAAAAAUAAAUUUCAAUGAAUUUUUGAUGAGCUUGAAGUCAAAUGAAAAGGCACUCAAUCCUAUUGAGGGACCUGAAAAAGAGAAUGUUUUUUUUGUUCCUUCACAAGUCUCAGAAGACAUGGCACGAUCGUCGGUGGAAUUUGUAUAUUCCCAUGAACCACUGGACGCCUGCAAUGUAACAAAAGUCUUUAGAGGGCAAGAUGAUGGAAUGGAAAUGACAAAAUGCCAGGCAUCUGAUGUUAAAGCUAUGUUUUCUGGUAUUUGUGAAGCUCCACCAGAGCAAUUACUGUGUGCGGAUGUUACUGAGGCAUUUGUAGAUGAUGGAAUGGAUAUGACAACUAGUCACACUGCAAAAAUGUCUUUUCCCUUCUCUAGCGUUGGGAAUCAAAGUCUAAACUUCAAAAAGGAUUUCCCAUCCACAGAGUUAGAUAAUUCUAUAUUAAAGAUAGCAUCUAAUCAGCACUUAAUUGUUCAGCACGACCCUCAACUUUGUACAGACAAAAAAAUAGUAAAUGUUGAAGACAGACAAGAUCCUACGGUGCUGCGAACUGUUAAACAAGAGGCCAGAACAAUGUCUGCCAUCCCGGGAUCCAUUUCUUCUGAGACUGUCUUCCGAGGUGAUAAAACUGUUGUUUUUUCUAAAUGUGAUGACAUGGAAAUUACUGGGAAUUAUACAGAUGUAAUCUAUAAUGACAGUAUGAAAGAAAUGAACAGUUCAUGUCAUAAAACUUUUGAAAAGCCAGUUAAUACAAACUCUUCACUAGUAGAAGACAGAUGUCCAGCACAUGGUGAUAGGGACAUUACGAUGAGUCUAACAUCUUUAGAUAAUCGAGCUUCUGUGUCAUAUAAAAAUAGUGCACUUGAACUAUCUUCGGGCUCAGAUGAACAACUCGAAAAAGUGACCCAAGGUCACGGGACUGCUUCAGUGAAUGUUGGUUUUGAUUCAUGUACAAAUUCAGCGUCUGCUGGUGUUUCUAAGAGUAGACUUCAGCACAGACUAGCAAACUCUCAACUUGUUUCUCUGCCAGGUGAGAAGACAGUAAUAUUCUCAGGAGAAGAUAUGGACUUGACUAAAACCUGUGUUGGCAAGGAUGAUGGAGAGAAUGUUGAAAAUGCAUCUCCUGCUGGAGUGUUCACCUCUGUCACCUGCAAACCUCAUUUUCUUGAUAACAGAUCUACAUCUCCCAAUUUAAAUGAACAGGAAGAAAUGGAAAUAACUAAAUGCCAUGCUGUUGUCAUUGAUGAUCAAAGCAAUGGGAUAACUGCAGAAGCAAAACAAAUGCAUUGUAAAAUAAUUCCAAGAAAGAACCAGAACAAAAAUGUCAGUGAAGGUGCAAAUUCUUUAGAUAUGGACAAGGAAAAUCUUGAGGGGAUCAGUAUCGAUGGGAACAUUAAAAGAAGCCAGGCUAUAGAAAUGAAUACUAAAGAUCUUGAGAUGGUAAUGGUUGAUAAGAAGCUUGGAAAAACAAGCUUUCAGGCAAGGGGUCCAAGUUCCUGUGCAAAGAGUAUGUGUUCAUUACAAGAGCAAAAGAGAGAAGUCCCUGAGAAUAUUGUCACCGACACCAGUGCAUUCGUGUCUUUGCAAAGUCAAAAAGUUGAUGUAUCUCAACCUUUGGGAAAAAACUUUCUAAAUGCUUCAGUUUCCUGCACAAAUGACAAAAUGGGCAUGUUUUCAGAUGAUGAAAACAUGGACAUAACCAAAACUCAUCCUGCUGCCUUUGAUGUUGCUCCUAUUAAUGCAGUACAAGAAUAUGAGAAUAAUCAUAAUCAAAAUAAUGUAAUAUCCAAGCAGCUGCAAAACCAGACCUUCCAGUUUCCUGGUAGUUCUGGUGUAGAUAUCACAAAUCAGACUGCAGCAAUAGAAUGUGGGGAUUUGAAAAUGAACCCAAAUAAGCAAACUGUUACUCCUUUGGCUCCAAAUGGUUCAUUUAUUUCCAAUAAUAAACCCGCUCCCUCUGGGAUGAAACGAAAUGAACAACUUGGAACAAUAUUAGGAAUAAAUGCAGAUUGCCACGACUCAGACGGGCAAGAGAAAACCCAUACCAUGAAGGUAGUAAACAAAGUAUUGCCAACUCGAGUAGAUUCUGAGAGAGAUUUUUCAAUUGGUAAGACAGGUUCUUCAGAAGAAGAUGUUAAAAAUCCUCACUCAGUUGACGGCCUGCACUUACGGGGUGCUGAAGAGCCCUUACUAGCCAACACGUCUGAACCACAUAAGGGAAGUUCCCAAUUGCCUUCGUUUUUAGAAAAGUCAGUUGUGUUUCCCUCUGGUGAAAACAUGGACUUGACUGGAAACUGUGCAGUAAUGGUUCCUGAUUACAACAUCAAUGCUGUUUUAUCAGAAAGAAAAGCAGUACCUGGAUACCUUGUUCAAGAUGAAAAUAAAAUAACGUCCUUAAACAAAGGGGUCACGAUGACAAUAAAUAGCCAAGAGCAGCCUGCGUGCGAUGUGUACUCCUUGGUAUCUGGCAAGAAAAUGUUAACCGUGAGUGGUUUAAAAUAUUUGCCUUUUGCAGAUGAGAAAACUACCAUAUUUUCAGAAGAUGCUGAUAUGGACAUCACCAGAAGUCAUACAGUUUCAGCAGACAACAAAAUAAUUUUGCAGCACAAAAGUUCAAAUGAUGACACAUCCUUAAUUUCUGGAGAUAAAACUUGUGUUUUUACCUACAAUGAUGACAUGGAAAUAAGUAGACUCGAUACUGUUGCAACUCAUAAAUCUAUGGAAAAGGCUGCAUUUCAAGGGAUGCUUAACACAGCUAAAAGGACUGGAAGGAAAAGCUUGAAGGGAACAACAGGGGAAAAGACUGUUUUAUUUUCACUGAGCGAUGAGAAUAAUGACAUGGAGAUCACAGAGAGCCAUACGGCUGCAAUAGGCCAUGAAAUUGUCUCGCAAAAUGAGGGAGGGCUUCAUUCUGUCUCUGCAGCUCACCCUGUUAAAACCGUUAUGUUCACAAGUAGCCAGGCUGACGUGGACAUUACCAAGUCUUGCUCUGCUGAUAAAAUUACCGUAAAAGUUGUACGUGAUGAUAAACCGAACUUGGAUAAGGAGGUUGGACAGCAAGCAUUUUCAAAUAGCGAAGCUACUAUGCUUGCUAUGGAUGAUAUGGAAAUCACUAAAUCCCAUAACAUAGCUUUGGAAGAAAAUUCUCUGCAGGGUAGGCAACCCAAUCAGUCUGUUCCUUUAACUUCCACGAUUAUGUUUACGAGUUACCAGGCUGACAUGGAACUGACCGAGUCUCACUCUGGUGAUGAAAGUAUUGGAAGUGUCUUUUGUGAGGAUAGAUUAAACCUGGCUAAGCAGGUUGGACAGGAGGCUGUUGCACAUAGCAAAACGGUCGUUUUUACUCUGGCUGAGGAUAUGGAGAUCACCAGAACUCAUACAGCUGUAUUAAGUGCUGAAAUUGAUGUACAGGACAGAGAGUCCAUUCCAGCCAUUUCUGCAGUUCCCGCUGAUAAAACCAUUGUGUCUACCCACAACCAAGAUGACAUGGAAAUAACUGCAUCCCAUACUACUGCUGUUAAUAACAAUAUUAAUGGAUUUCAGAACCAAAAAUUGUCACAUAAAAGCACUCAGCAACCAGACUUGUGUAGUGUGUCGUUGUCUUCUUGCAGAGAUGAAAGGGAUUCCCCGCAUACAGAAGACCUGAAUGGUGAAUAUCAUACAAAAUCUAAGGGUAAGCCCAACACUCCCUCUUCUGCUUCAUCAGCCUCAGCAUUUCCUAGUGACAGAGGAGCUCUCAAAGUCCCCAGUGGCACACCACCAGAUUCCGUUUAUUCUGUCUCGCUUCCAGAAGAGACUAUGGGUGUGCGGACACCACAGGAUCUUGACCUUCCCACGGAUAAUUCUGUCCCUGUAAGCAGUGAGCAGGAUCUCAUACCAGCAGAAAACCUGAAAUCAAAGAGAGUAUCUUUCAAGCUUCCAAGUGAUGGGCCCAUGGAUUGCAGUGAAGAAAGUGGCGAUUUGGUAUCCCACGUUUCACUUCCCAGCCAGCAAUCAGAUUCUUUGAAGGGUUCUCCAGAUGCACGUAGUACUCAGGGAAACCAAGUAUUGAAAGAUGAUUCAUCUAGACAAGAUUUAGCUAUAGAUUUAGGCUUGGCUGGAGCAAGCCUUGUUCCAGUUUCUAACAAGGAAUCAAAUGAAAAUGAGGGGCUGUCAGCUGAAGGGGAGACAUCUCCAAAAGACUUUCAAAUAAACUCUGAACAAACUAAGCAACUUUUGGUCAGUGAGAGCCCAAGAGAUCAAACAGAUCCCACCCUUGCACCUGAAUUAUCAGGUAUUUUAAAUGUGUGUUCAAAACUGAAAAAUAUUAGAAGGAAAUCUGCAGUUCUCUCCGUUUCUGAAACUGCUUUUUCUGACCAGUUGCCCAAAUCAUCAAUUCAGCCAGAAGAUAUCUUGAGGUUAGGAAAAAAUACUGUAAAUGAAACGAAUAAUUUAUUUUAUACCAAAGAGCAGGAGAACAUAUGUCUUGAAUCUGGAGCUGUUCCCAUAGAUGCAAAUUUAGGUAUGGCACUUAAGGAUAAAUAUCAAGGAAUGAAUGUCCCUCUAGGUAUCUUCCAGCCUAAAUUACCGAACAGAAGAAAUCCUUCUGUUUCGAGUGUACAAGACAUAAAUGCAAAAUCUUCAGACAAAGAAGCACUAGUUUCAGAAGGAAGCGUAAACGCUGGUGAAAGCCCAGGUAACAACAAGUCUAGUAGGCAGAACUUCAGCCCUUCUCAGUUUAUAGCAGAAGAAUUUCUUCCUGUCUGCCUAGAAGAAAUGGAUUCAAAUGAAUCUGUAAGCUCCGAACUCGUGGAAAAUGCUUGCAAUGAGAUAAGCAAAAAACAAAUCUCCCACAAUGAAAAGAAUCAAGUUGAAGAGACAAAAACUUGCAACACAAAAAGAGCUUUGGAACAAGAUGAGGAGGAUCUUCAAAGUCCAAAGAAGGUCAAGAGGGAUGAAAACUUGGAUGGUGAGGCCUCUCAAGACUUGCAGGUUACUUUUGGCGCUGUGUCUCAAAGCCAAGUAGAAGUUCAUGAAGGUGAAGAUCCUCCAAAUCUAUCGGCUAAAAGCCCUGACUGUACUCAUGCCAGCACCAGCAGCUCUCUGGAUUCUGUUAAGGCUGACACAGAAUUAACAAUUCAGCGAAGCAGUCAGAUGGAGUCUCAGCUUCUCACAGACAGCAUUUGUGAAGAUAACUUACGGGAGAAAUUUCAGAAUGGUGUUAUCACGGUUGGGGAGUUUUUUACACUUCUUCAAGUCCAUGUUCCGAUUCAGAAGCCCCGGCAUAGCCAUCUGCCAGCCAAUUGUGCAGUCAGUGCACCACCUACUCCGGAAGACCUCAUUUACAGUCAAUAUGUUUAUCGCCCCAAGCUGCGUAUUUAUGAAGAAGAUUGCCGGGCCCUUUCUCAGAUGAUAGAUGAGUUAAAACUGUAUGCAAAUGUCCAGGAUCAACUCCUGGUGAAUGUGAACAGGAGUUUGUGGGAAGUAAUGAGAACCUGCUCCGAUGAAGAGCUGAAGAGCUUUGGAGCAGAACUGAACAAAAUGAAAUCCUAUUUCACCAAGGAGAGUAAAAUCUUGGCUCACAAUGAGAAAGUGACAUUGUACAGCAAAUUGCUGCAGAGCGCGCAGGAACAACAUGGAAAGCUACAGUCAAGAAUAGAAAAGCUGGAUGAAUUGCUCAAGGAGGCAGAGAGCUGUCUUGUUGCUCUGGAAACAGAUUCUGACUGGGAAGAAUGGGAAGCAGACUGCAGCGAUGAAAUGGCAGAAGGGAGAAGCCUAGAGAAAGAAUUGGAAAGCCUCAAAGCCCAAGAAGAGGAACUUCAAAGAGAACUGUCAGAUCUGGAGACUCAGAAUGAGCAAACGCUGGCUGAGAUGAACCAGCUAAAGGAAAAAGAAAAAAGCUGCCAGGAACUCCUGGAGAGAUACAACUUCACUGAGUGGGAUAUUACUGAAUGGAGUGAACAGCAGGCAGUCUUUAAUUUUCUUUAUGAUUCUAUUGAACUCACGGUUGUGUUUGGACCCCCAAUAGAUGGUGACGCUUUCGGUGAAGAUCCUUCCAGAAAGAUAGUUAGCCUGAACUUUGAAUCUCUCCUGGAUGAGGAAAAAGCUCCACCCUCCUCAUGUUUAGUCCAAAGACUCAUCUUCCAGUUUAUUGAAAGUCAGGGAUGCUGGCAGGAAAAGUGUCCCACACUGUACUACUUGCCCCAGGUUCUUCAUGACAUCUCUUUGGUGGUCAGUCGUUGCAAGAUCUUAGGAGAGGAGAUUGAAUUUCUGGAGAGAUGGGGUGGAAAAUUUCAUCUUCUGAAGACAGAUAUCAGUGACACAAAAGUGAAGCUUUUGUUCUCCGCUUCCACAGCUUUUGCAAAGUUUGAGUUGACCCUGUCUCUAUCCGCCAACUACCCGUCUGCUUCACUGCCUUUUACUGUCCAAAACCAAAUUGGGAAUAUUGGGGAGGAGGAAAUUUCUGCUGUUCUCUCCAAUGUACCAAUUGGUUACCACUAUCUGCGGAGAAUAGUCAGCUUGAUUCAUCAAAACUUGCUCCAGGAUCCCAGAUGAUUCACUAGAUCCACGUGCAGGACUGAAGAAGUCAGACUGGAUAGUCUUUGAUUUUAGUCUUGUAAGAAUUCAAGCUGUCUCUCACCAGAAUGGGAGUGCUGUUAGCUACUCAGCUCUUUAGUAUUCUUUUCUAAUAAUUGGCUGAUAUCCAGGAUGCUUGGUGUAGGCCACAAGUUUUAUAAAAAGCAGAGGUCUCUAAAGAGGAGAAGGAAGAAUUUCUUAUGUCUUUUAUAAAUCCAGUCUGCCUUUUAUAUUCUUUCAGUCACCGGUGGCCUUGGCCUCCUUGUAUAGUCUUUCCUAGUAUGGAUAUUCUUCUGACAUAGCAUGUUAAUUUUGUUUUGGGUUGAUUUACAGAGCUCUUGUAUAAACCAAUUAUGAGUAUUUUCUAAAUUAACGUGACUGGAAUUUACUUUCACUAUCAUUACUUCACUCCUGCGUAGCAUUUUAACAUAUCACAUCACGUUUGAUUUUUAUCAGUUUCCUGGAACCCCUCCCAAAACACAGAAACUAUAGUCCCGCUUCUGAUUAACCAAAUAACCUGUAAUAAUUAACCAGGUGGCCAAAGUCAGAAAUACUUUUGUCAUGAAGACUAAAGAUCCCCGUGCUUGACCAUAGACUUUGUGGUGCAACAGACUCAAAGCCAUCAGGUUCCCUCUGUGUGAUCUUCUCCAACUAGAAGUUUGUUCUGAUAUUCAGUGUCUUUGUCCAGUACAAGCUGUCUCUUGGUUCCGGUACUUUGUCUGAGUUUGUAAUGCAUUAGAAUUUCAGUGAGGAGACUGAGCCAUUUAAAUUUAGAAGGUAUCUGUAAUAUCGUUGGUGUGGUCUGGAUUGCUUUUGUACAUAUUUUGUGUAUUAUGUAGGUUGAGCUGUUGGAACUGAUCUAACCCUGACUGAGUUUAUCGUGUAGAAGUGCCUACCAUUUCUCAGCUGUCCAUUCUUUAGGCAGACACAAAUUUUUGUAUCUCUGUAAAAUAUGUUGAAUUUAAAAAUGUUUUCAUGUGUUUAAGUGUUUAUAUAUUUUUGUCUUUUUACAAAUUUUCCUUCUGUUUGGAAGGUGGAAGUUCAUUAAACAUUUGACUU